Clonostachys rhizophaga is the source of this 723-nucleotide messenger RNA. Lineage: Eukaryota; Fungi; Ascomycota; Sordariomycetes; Hypocreales; Bionectriaceae. The record is from the annotation of a GenBank genome assembly.
AUGCGUUGGUUCGAGGAUAUUCCCACCGAGCUGCGGCUGCAAGUGUACCGCCUCCUCUGCGAGUCAACAACUGUUGUCAUCCACAGCAAAUGCCACUGUAGGGGAAGGAACGGGAAGUACAAGCCUCUGCGCGGGGCUGUCGCGUUCCUGUGCUCCUCCAAGGCCGCCCUGGCCGAUUUCGGCCCUGUGUUUCGCGACGAGGCCAUUUUCAUGCUGCACACGCAGGACUACAACCCGCCUGAUCCUCUCUGGGUCGCCCGGGGCUUACACUCCCGGUUCUUCAAUGAUGUCGAGGAGCGCGAGCUGUCGGAGUUCUUCUUGCAGGGUCAUAUGCGUCUGUGGAUAGAUCAUAGAGAUAAGGAUUUGCUGGCCCCUCGGUCCAUAUUCAAUGUCCCUUCCGCGCGCUUCACCGUGACAGAUCCCUUGGGCCAGGCACAGACAAGCUUGAAGCAGAUUCAUGAAACGCAAAAACUGUUUAGUCUCAUCCAAUACUGCCGUGGCCGUGUCGAGAUGCUAGAAUUUUGGUGGCACCACGCGUCUUCCAAAAGAACUGAUCCAGCCGUCCCAUGGCAUGUGUGCGUUGAUAGCAAGUCAAACUUUGUUAUCAAAGGCCCGAAUACGACAGGAUUCCGGUCUCUACAAAACCAGUUUCUGAAACUGUUGAAACAGUCUCUUAUCAGUGGCAUCACGGACAAUAUCAAGUUUACCUUUGUUCAGAUGUAG